ACGAAGAUAGAUUUAUUGCAUUUUUUGAUGACCAAUACCAAUAAUGAAAUUUUUCUUGGAGAUCAAUGUUUGCUUUUUGCGGUCCUACAAUCGCUGGGCAGUGUCAUAAUCACUUCUUUCGUCACAGAAAAUAGCAACGCGAGGCCUUUGAUGACAAAUGAUGAAAUUUUUGUGACAAAUUACGAUGGCGGGGACACCUGAGCACAGCAGCACGCAACUUUCACUGGCGUGUCCGGUCUGCGAGAAGUGCCCGGACCAAGGAGAGCUGUGGUACGUCAUCGGAGCACUUUGUGCUGUGGCUUUGAUUCAAACCUUCGUCAGUUUAUUUAUUUACAGAUUGUAUAAACAAGAACAAAAUUCUCGUCUUACAAUGUGGAAAGUGAAAAUGAAAGACAUAACGUGGGGCAAAGCGGGUGAUUCUGCUACCACUCCAACUAAGAAUCUCGCGACCAACAACGACAUUAUAGAAGCCCACAAACAAAUAAGAGACUGCAAAGGUAAAGAGUUUAUCACAACCGCUUUCUACAAAGGCAGGAUUGUAGCUGUUAAGAAAUUGAAAGCUCGAAGAAUUUCGCUGGAGCGGCCGAGUUUGUGCGAUUUAGACCAGAUUUUUAUGCUUAACCACGACCAUGUAUGCAAGUUUUACGGUGCAAAUUAUGAAGGACAAUAUACCUCAAUACUUUCUGAAUAUUGCAAAAGAGGUUCAUUGCAAGAUUUGUUUGACCACCACGACAAGUGGGAUGAUUUCUUUAAAAAUUCCUUGAUAUUUGAUAUUGUAAAAGGAAUGCUCUACCUUCACCGUAGUCCAUUGCGCUCACACGGGAACCUGAAACCUUCAAAUUGUUUGAUUGACAGCCGGUUUAUGGUGAAGCUGACUGACUUUGGUCUCAUCAGUCAACGAUUAAAGCUCAUCAAAAAAAAUCAGGGAGAACCAAAAACAGCAAGCAGUCGAAAACUGUGGACCGCACCUGAGAUAUUAAAAUCUGUGAUACCUCCCCCUGAAGGGACUCAACGAAGUGACGUGUAUAGUUUUGCAAUUAUUGUUCAAGAAAUAUUGGUUCAAAAGGGACCAUUUUACAGAAAAGACAAGAAAUACAGCCAUGAAGAAAUCAUCGAAUUGGUGAUGUCAUCAAACAACAAAGAACCGUUCCGUCCUUCAUUGGAAGACGAUGAUGAUGUCAUAAUUGAUCAACAAUGGAGAAAAACACUUCAAAGAUGUUGGGCUCAUAAAGCAAAAGAUAGACCAGGCUUUCAUGAGCUUGAGCACUUGCAAACUUCCUUUCAGAGAGAGACAAACCUUGUUGACAGUCUGUUUCAAAGACUUCAGCAAUAUUCGUAUAGUCUUGAAGAGAAGGUGGAAGAAAAGACAGAGCAAUUCAAAGCAGAAAAAGAGAAAUCUGACAGUCUUUUAUACCAAAUGUUGCCUAAAAUGGUGGCUGAAAGACUAAAGAUGAAUUCUGAUGUACGACCAGAAUCUUAUGACAGUGUGACGGUUUAUUUCAGUGACAUUGUUGGCUUUUCUAACAUUUGUCAUAGAAGUCAACCGUUAGAAGUGGUUCGCAUGCUGAAUGAACUAUACACCAUGUUUGACCAAAUCAUUGAUGGGUUUGAUGUGUAUAAGGUUGAAACAAUAGGCGAUGCGUACAUGGUUGUAUCUGGUUUACCACAGCGCAAUGGAAACGAUCAUGUGAAAGAAAUUGCAAGGAUGGCUUUGUCACUAAAGGAUAGUGUGUCAAAUAACUUUGUCAUUGAGCAUCUACCUAAUGAGAGGCUUAAAUUACGAAUUGGGAUUCACACUGGUCCAGUUGUGGCUGGCGUUGUUGGAAUGAAGAUGCCAAGAUAUUGUUUGUUUGGUGAUACAGUGAAUACUGCAGCCAGGAUGGAACAAACUGGGAAAGAACUACAAAUACAUGUGUCACCCACUACAAAUAAAAUUUUGGAAAACUUCGACUCAUUUUUGCUGAGAAAACGGAGAUCGCUUGUUCAUUUGAAGGGUUUAGGUGACUGGGAAACCUGGUGGCUACUUGGCGAAUCCUCACCACACGUCAUAUCACAUGAGUCGUCUAUGACGUUUAACGAUUCGCUUGACACGUCCUUGCGGCCGUUGGAUGAAGAAGUAAUGUCACUUGAAGCAACAGAGAGCAUUUCUUCCUACAUGAGUGUGUCGUCAGACGCUGGUUUAGUGUCGGACGAUUUACCAGAAACAAAUGACGUUUUUUCCUAUGAAAACGAAAGCGAUAACGUUCGAACUAGUCACUCAGGUGACUUGGUAACCGGGGAAUUCCGAUAUAGCGGCAACAGGCGACGAUCAAGUCACUGCCCACCGAGAUACAGAAAAUCUCGACUUUCGAAUCAUAUGAAACGCCGGCGAUCCGGCACUGUACUUCAGCCUGUAAUUGACGCCCUAACUUUAGAGAGCGAUGUGAGUUAUAAGAAAUUCCAAAACGUAGAUACGAAUACAGUAACAGGAGGGACGAAAAGGCGAACGCGGAGGAGUGGAGUAACUGGCCAUAAUAUCUCAAUGGAAAUCUUCUCGAUUAGCGAAAUAUCCACCGCCAGGGAUAGUGGUGUGUCGUUGGCGUACGAUAAUGAAACUCUUGAUAAUGAUACCAACAGUUAAUUUGUAUACGCACGUUUAUAUUUAUCAGGGUUUUAUGUGUUUUAUCCAAUGCAAGUUUACAAAAAUACAAUCGUGUUACUGUGUAUUGUGACCACUCAAAAUAAAACUCGCAACAUA
Messenger RNA from Ciona intestinalis (vase tunicate), 2737 nucleotides. Lineage: Eukaryota; Metazoa; Chordata; Ascidiacea; Phlebobranchia; Cionidae. The record is from RefSeq and is a predicted model, not a curated record.